This is a messenger RNA of Spodoptera litura, 798 nucleotides long. RefSeq lists its product as uncharacterized. The record is from RefSeq and is a predicted model, not a curated record. NCBI's taxonomy places the organism in Eukaryota, Metazoa, Arthropoda, Insecta, Lepidoptera, Noctuidae.
AUGAUAGGGAACUUACAGGAGACCGUUUCACAGCUUGUUUACCUAAAAAGGGACAUUAAAAAGUUGAAGGAACAAUUAUCUGUGAAAGAAAGUAAUAUUGCAGAUGUUGAAAAGGACAAAGAGAAUGUGAUACAAAAACAGAACGACAAUGUAAUGAAACUACGAAGUGCUUAUGAAAAACAAAUUGAAGAGAUGAAGUCUGAUAAUAAAAGGGAAAUCCAACAGAUUCAAAACGAAUGCGACGCUCAGGUGGCCCAGUUCACAUGUGCGAUCGAAGAGCUGAGGGCCAAGAUGCGAGAAAUGGAGGCUGACCACCGCGAAAAGAUCAACGUUCUGGUUCUGGAAUAUGAAGAGAAGAUACAACGCGAGGCUGCUCGAGUAGUGCAACUCCAAGAGGAGUUAGCUCGGGAGACGGCGAGGACGGACCUUAAUAUUGACGCUUAUAGACGACGACUGGAAGAACUCGAGGAGAAACUAAAACAAAGUCAGUUCAAGCAAUAUUUGCAGAACAGUUACCCUUCGCAGUAUGAAAAUCACGUUGAAAGACCCUACUCCGCAAAUAGGGAGCCCUAUACAGAAUAUAAUAGUAUAGAUUCGGAUCCAGUACAUGAUAUGCCUACGAACAAGUUUGCUAUGCCUUCACAAAAUAAGGCACCGAAGCCAAAUAGUCUGCAAGUAAUUUAUUACGAUAAAAACGUUGCAGAAACUCCUAAACCAAAAAGUUCCGAGAAAAAAGGCCUUUUUCAUAUAACCAAGAAAAGGAAACUUUACAACGACAAAGACUUCCAGGAUUUUUAA